UCAUCCGACUAUCGAUACGAUGGAAAAUCAUCGUCGAGACGUUAUGAACGAACCAUUAUACUUCAUCGAAGGUUUUUCUUUCAAUGAAUAGGCUCAAGUCCGUUCAAUUCCCAUAAAUGCGUCAGAUUGUUGUACCGUCGGAAGAUCCUUUGUCGCUCGAUGGAUCGCGGUAUGUCGUCCUAAUUCCGCGAAAGAUUAGGAUCAACGAGUGAACAGUGAGAUAUGUUCAUGAGAGAAACCCUUGACAAAAUCUAUCGAAUAACCUGCAUCUCUUGACAUCUACUUGGUGUCGAUCGGUUUAUCGUUACGGUCUGUGCGAUUGUUCCCGUACCGUUUGAGAAAGAAACUCACCGACAUCGUGGUGUUCGCGAUGAUGCGGCAGGAAAUAACCCUGGCGAAGCCGGCACGAAAGAAACGGAACGUCGAUGCACCUAUUGACGAAUGAUUUUCAAGAAUUCCAUGAAACAAUAGUCUUUAGCGAGUUUCGUACUGUUCACGGAUUUGUCUACUUGCCAUAGAUAUAUCGAUGUUCUUGGAGAAUCAUUCUUGAAGUAUUAUAGUUAUACAUGAAAUGGGUAGUGCUUGGUGGCAGUGCGCUGCAUGUUUGAGAGCACAGGAAGAAGAUAUUUGUGAGUUGCAUUUGAGUCACUGUAAUCUUUAUGAUGUACCACCUGACGUGUUCAUUUAUGAAAGAACAUUAGAGAAGCUGUAUCUGGAUGCCAAUAGAAUAAAGGAUCUUCCACGGCCACUGUUUCAGUGCCAUGAAUUGCGAGUACUUUCCCUUAGUGAUAAUGAAGUCACCACGUUACCACCCGCCAUAGCGUCAUUAAUCAACCUGGAAUAUUUAGAUCUUAGUAAAAAUAGUAUUAAAGAAUUACCAGAUAGUAUAAAAGAAUGUAAAAAUCUUCGUUCUAUAGAUAUCAGUGUUAAUCCUUUUGAACGUUUCCCAGAUGCUAUUACACAUAUUGUUGGGUUACGAGAAUUAUAUAUAAACGAUGCAUACAUAGAAUAUCUACCAGCAAAUUUUGGAAGACUCUCUGCUCUGCUGACAUUGGAGCUUAGAGAGAAUAAUAUGAUGACAUUGCCAAAGAGUAUGAGCCGUUUAAUAAAUUUGCAGAGACUUGACAUUGGUAAUAAUGAUUUCACUGAAUUGCCUGAAGUUGUUGGGGAUCUUAUCAACCUCACCGAAUUGUGGAUAGAUGGCAAUGAUAUUAGACGUAUACCAGUUAAUGUCAAUCAACUUUAUCGUUUGAACCACUUUGAUUGCACAAUGAAUGCAAUUCAUAUUAUUCCAUCGGAAGUAGAAGGCUGGAGAGAUAUUUCGAUUAUGCAUCUUUCUUCGAAUGAAAUUUACCAGUUACCAGAUUCCCUUUGCUAUCUACGUACAAUUGUGACCCUCAAAGUUGAUGACAAUCAAUUGAAUGCACUGCCAAAUGACAUUGGACAGAUGUCAAGCUUAGAGGAGCUUAUAGUUACUAAGAACUUCCUUGAAUAUUUACCGUCGUCCAUAGGACUUUUGCGAAAAUUACACUGUUUAAAUGCAGACAAUAACUAUUUGAGAUGCCUUCCACCAGAAAUUGGAAGUUGCACUGCAUUAUCACUGCUUUCGUUGCGAUCAAACAAUCUAACGCGGAUUCCACCUGAACUGGGUCAUUUAUCCUCAUUAAGGGUCCUCAAUCUUGUGAACAACUGUAUUAAAUAUUUGCCUGUGUCUAUGUUGAACUUGAACAAUUUGAAAGCUUUAUGGCUGAGCGACAAUCAAAGUCAACCAUUGGUGCCACUACAACAGGAAUUCAAUUGCGAGGAAGAUAUGAUGGUGCUAAGUUGUUUUAUGCUUCCACAAAAACCACGACAGGAACUCGAACAAAUACCGCCGGCUGUAGGAUUAAUUUCGAGUUCAAUUGUUGGUACUGGAAAAAGGAUAUGUUUUGCUGCUGAGGUAGAAUCCGAAAUCCCUAGGCAACUUCAUCGAGCACCAACUCCCUACCCUAAAGAGCUGCGCAACCUUGCUAGGCAUGCCCGCAAUUUACAGCAUCAAUCAGCUCACGAUCAAAGAAUGCAUUUAGAACAGGAGACUAUGAUCAAAGAAGCUAUUAUUGCAAAAGCUACUACUACUCUGGACCUUGCUUCAAAAACUGGAACCUGCUUUCCGCAAAGUUUAUUUAAUAAGGGUUCACAUUCUUCACUUUCACCUACUGAACGUCAUGUAUCAAAAGGGUACAAGAACGGUAGUCUUACGGAUGUUGGAACAGAGCAAUCCGUGUCAGAGGAAUCCUCUGACGAAGCAAAUAAAACAGUACUUGCGAAGGAAAAGAGUCCCGAUAUUCGAGAAGCGAAAUAUAUUCGUAAUCCCACGUCCGAGUAUCUUUCUAAGCCUCCGACAGUAGCAGAUUAUGUAAAUUCUACUUGGAAACCAGACGAAUACUCGAAAGCGAAUACAGCAAAAAUUGUAGAAUCCGAAAAGUUUGCUGUAGGUAGUAAUAACACCGAUCAAAUUCACGUUCAAACCCCAAAAAUAAAUGAAGUUCCACCCGUCCCACCACCGUAUCACAUUGCUGCUGCUUUUUCGAAGAAGGCAGCACUUUUCCAACAGUUGACUCACUCAGGUCAAUCGGACACAUCAACUAUCGUCUCUCCUCAAAUCGAUAUCGACAUAUCAAAUUCAAACACACCUCAGGAAACUCAAAUGCAAAAUUACGAUGGAAAUGAAGAAUCAUUUAAAGCGGAAGAGUACGUGCGUUUGUGUAGUGAAACAUUUUCGUCGGACAAUGUGGAUGUAACAAACGUUUUAUUUAACAACGGGGAAACAAGUUUUUCAAAUACACCAGAUAAAACUAACGUGUUGACAGAACCGAGUGAUGCAGAACAAUCUUUUGAAGGGGAUCGAUCGUUGAAGCCAAGUCGAAUUCCGGUUUUGAAGGCGAAACAUUUAGAAAUCACGAAUUCUGUUUCGAGUAUCGAUCUAUCGAAGAAAUGUACGAACUCUUCCGUCGAGGAUUACGAAACUUUAAAAAUAAUAAACGCAUCAUGCAUACCCACAUCGCCGGUGACUGGAAAAAAGUAUCGAAGUCCGAUCUCUACGCAACCGAAACUUUCAGAUCGAUCGAAGAAAGCAGCGAACGGAACUAUCUUGAACAACAAUACCUCGUGCGAUAAUUUAGCGUCGUUAAACACACUGAAUUUGAACCUGGUUGCAAAUUUGAACACAGAUGGUCAAGAUACGAUUUCGAAAAGCAUUUCUAACGAAAUGACGAACAUGAACAGUCCUACGAGCAUAAAGAACGAAAGUAACUCCGGUCGAAGCACGCCAGUUUCUAUUAAUAAUAAAUCUUUGAGCGAGGUGGACAAUUCUAACGCUAACAAGAAUAAAGUUGCCGGAAUGAAUGAAUUGCUAAAUAUGGAAAGAAAACCGAGAUUUAAGUGGAUGUUUGGCCCACACAAAAACGCUAAUGUAUUGCCUGUUCAAGUUAAAAAAAAUCCAGGCCUUGGUUUUAGCAUAGCCGGCGGAGUGGCAGGCGCAGAAACUGGAAUUAUUGUGACUAAAGUUAAUCCGGACGGUCCAGCUCAAGGUACACUUCGACCAGGAGAUAAGAUUUUAGAAGUGGAUGGUAUAGACUUCACCAAAUCUGACCACAAUAAUGCUGUGGCUGUUCUUCGAGCUACCGGUGCAGUGGUGUCCAUGAUGAUCAGCCGUCAUCAAUGACAUCAAGUUAAUGGACAAAUUGUUUUCUUGUCACAUACUAUCGGUUCAUGUGAUUCAGACUGAUUACAUUUUACGUAAGUCUUUUAGUGUAUAUAUUUUUUUAUAAUCGACAUUGAUGAAAACGCACGAAAACGCAGGAAUUUUUAUUUUGUUUGCUUCGAACGCUUGUUUUCACGGUAGUAGAUCGUGCUCUUUCCGACUCUAUCGAGCGACUGAUUUGUACGACUGAAACAGCGUUACCAAAGGUGAAAGUGGAGAUACUUAUUUGAGGAAAAAACAAAUAAUUUCUGGCUUCCAGUGAUCAUGCUACUUAUAAAUGCGACAACUUCAGAAAAUAAAAAUGCAAUAACAGAUUUCAAAUAUAAGAAUUCGAUGGCUAGGCUAUACCGUAGAUUAUGCGCGCGUUCCCUUGCACAAUUAUCGUUUGAAAUGUAAUGUACAAGAGGUAUUUUUAAGAUGAUAUUUCUUCAUGGGCAAAUUCACAGCUCACUCGUAUUAUUUGCCCACGUAAGUAACGUAAGAUAGUAAGCUAUUUAGUGAACAAUUAGGGUAAUAAGUUUUCUUUCCCUAAAUUUCUAACUCCAUAAACAUAUACUUAUGUUGUUUUGUGGUGUUUGUUGUAUUUGUGUCAACUCAUUUGUUCUCUUUGCGGAGGGCUGACAAUGUGCCAGAAACAAAAUACUAUUUAUUAAUUAUAUAUAUAUAUAUAAAAAAUAACUAUAUAAAAAUGAA
Colletes gigas is the source of this 4435-nucleotide messenger RNA. RefSeq names its product protein lap1 (gene Lap1). The coding region runs from base 572 to 3703 and encodes 1043 amino acids. Gene Ontology annotation, molecular function: protein binding. The transcript is spliced from 11 exons. NCBI's taxonomy places the organism in Eukaryota, Metazoa, Arthropoda, Insecta, Hymenoptera, Colletidae. Gene Ontology annotation, cellular component: postsynaptic membrane; postsynaptic density; adherens junction. Gene Ontology annotation, biological process: neurotransmitter receptor transport postsynaptic membrane to endosome; neurotransmitter receptor transport, endosome to postsynaptic membrane. The record is from RefSeq and is a predicted model, not a curated record.